CAUCCUGCGCCAGGUACAUGGGUCAAACAGGCGCGCAUACUUAAGUACAACGGGAUAGCAACUGGCCUUUCGAACAAACCACCAUCCGGAAUUGACCCACUUGACACUCCUCAUUCAAAGCCCACUCAGUCCGCCCUCCCCAUUGCCACCAUGUCUUACCAGGGAUACCAAGGCCAGACGGGGCACCGCGAGCCCUACCUGUCCUACCCUGACCAGUGGGCCACAUACUCCAGCACUUAUGGUCUCCCGUCGUGGGACCAUACAUACGGGUAUCACCAGCCGGUGGCUCAUAACAUGCACCCAUAUGCCUCCCCGGGACAAUAUGGGGAGUCAGGGCGGAACGACACCCCGCCGUCCAUGGGACGAGUCGAGGCCCGGCGGCAUGGGAAUCUUCAAGGUGCGGGUCUUACUAUGGUUUACCUCUUCCUUUCCGUAGGCUAUCAUUCGCCACCGAUGGACCCCAUGGCAUCACUGCCGCGAUACGAUGUCACUCCGGAAUUUGUGUGGUCUGAGAGCACCAUGAGAUCGCACGGCCGGGGCAGUAUGGCCCAGGCACAGACUACGCAGGGAAUACAACAUACACCCUGGCGGAUGUCUGAAGUCGAGGCCAUACAAACGAACACCAAUGAAUUCAACAAUGGGGGCAGCAUGAAAUGUUCCGCCGCCGCCCAGCCAUUCGCUGAAGGUGUACUGGCGUCGGUCGCAGGACCUAGUACUUCACGGAUACCGCCAGUACCUCCUUCGUCGACAACUGAUCAGGCGACGAAGAGCAAGGGGAGAGUGAUGGAGUGCAAGAGUGCAAGAGGGGCCAAGGGCAGAACUCAGGCGAGCGCGAAGGCUCAGAUACUCGGUAAGGCCGUGGCGACGAAGAGGACAAUGCCGCCUGGGGAUGGACCAUGGAUCUGCCAUGUGGAAGGCCAAGAAUACGCCCGUUACUGGGAGAUAUUGCGACACAAGGAGACGACAAAGGGCCAUGAUGAGUAUAAAGGUCCCUGCAUCUGCGUGUGCGGAGCAGAGUUCACUCGCUCAGAUGCCAUGAGCAGGCAUCAUAAGCGAAGCUGCCCCCUCCGUUCUAGGCCAUCGUCUCAUCGCAGGUGA
Messenger RNA from Heterobasidion irregulare TC 32-1, 1098 nucleotides. RefSeq lists its product as uncharacterized. The transcript has 4 exons. NCBI's taxonomy places the organism in Eukaryota, Fungi, Basidiomycota, Agaricomycetes, Russulales, Bondarzewiaceae. The annotation marks the transcript as partial. The record is from RefSeq and is a predicted model, not a curated record.